Messenger RNA from Caenorhabditis angaria, 465 nucleotides. NCBI's taxonomy places the organism in Eukaryota, Metazoa, Nematoda, Chromadorea, Rhabditida, Rhabditidae. The record is from the annotation of a GenBank genome assembly.
AUGAAGCUUUUGAUCAUUUUCUCAUUCUUCGCUGCUUCUUCAGCUUUCCUUUUCCCAUUUCUUGGUGGCGGACUUGGUGCUGGAAACUGUGGUUGUGGCGGUUUCCAACAAAAUUCCUAUCUUCAACAACCGUCUUAUCAAUCUGCCCCUUCAUAUUAUUCAGUUCCACCGCCACUUCUCCCUUCACCUCCACAACAAUAUUAUAAUCCAAUUCCAAGAUAUAUUUCUUCACCAAUUUCACCACCUCCACCAACACCAAUUCUCAAGGAUGGAAGUUAUUUGAUGCCAACCGAAGUUGAACUUCCAAGUUCACCAACUGUCAUAACUGCACCAGUUUCGAAAGUUGUCGUAACUCCAAGUGUUGCUGCUGCAACAAUUGUCAAAGCUGUUGAAACUCCAGCGGGUGUUGAUGAAUAUCAAAAUGAUGAAGAGUUGGAUAAAACUCUUGCCGAUUUAUUGGAAUAA